Molecule: messenger RNA, 2951 nt
Organism: Balaenoptera ricei (Rice's whale)
Lineage: Eukaryota; Metazoa; Chordata; Mammalia; Artiodactyla; Balaenopteridae
Gene: TTC16
Product: tetratricopeptide repeat domain 16
Exons: 12
Coding region: 251-2812 (853 amino acids)
Molecular function (GO): protein binding
Source: RefSeq, a predicted model, not a curated record
CGUCUUUGGGACCAGCCAGGUGUUCCGGAACUUUGAUGAUAUAAAACCAAAGGCUGCGGGGUUAACGGUGCCCCUCAAAGUCAGGGAGUAGUGAGUGAUUACCUUGCCAUGGGGUCCCAGGUUCCUACCCUGCACAGCCACUGACAUGCUGUGCAGGCUUGGGCCGGUUACUCUCCCUCCCUGAGCUUCAGCGAGCUCAACUGUAUAACAGGGCUCUUCCACCUCAGCAGAUAAAAGGCUGCUGGGUGGGAUGAGCUCCAAGAAUGUCAGCCUCCUCUCCCUGGGUCUCUGUCUACCCCUCUUGUCUCCCUACCCAAGUCCCCCUCUUCCCAGCCCAUUCCCGAAGCCCCAGCUGUAUGCUCUGGACUGGUCCCAAGUCAGGGCCAGCCCCUCCGCCUGUGCCCCCUGCCCCUGCAGCUACCAUCGAGGCUAUCAGUGCUUGGAGCAAGAAGACUGGGAGGUGGCGGUGCUGUUCUUCUCCCGCGGCCUCCACCUGGACUCCCAGCUGGUAGAAUUCUAUGCCUUGAGAGCCGAGGCCUACAUCCAGCUCUGCGACUUUUCCUCGGCCGCCCAGAACCUUCGAAAGGCCUACUCCUCCCAGCCGGAGAACACGGACUACCUGGAGCGGCUCACCUUGGUGCUUUACCUGAAGGGCCAGUGCCUUUUCCAGCAACGCGCCUUUCCGGAUGCCCUGAACGUCUUCUCUCAAGCCUCUGAGCUCCAGCCUGAGAAAUUCUGCUUCCGUUAUCGAUGCAUGGCCUGUCUCCUGGCCCUCAAACGGCAUCGUGAAUGCCUCUCAUUCGUCACCAAGGAGGUGAAGCAUGGCACCACCAAUGCCGAUGUCUACAUCCUCCGGGCCAGGCUCUACAACUUCUUCCAGAAGCCCAGCCUCUGCCAUCGAGACCUACACAGUGCCUUGCUACUGGAUCCCAAGCACCCACAGGCCAAGGUGCUGCUCAAGGUGAUGGUGGGCCAGGCCCAAGAGGCACGCCAAGAUGCCGGGAUCCUGGCCGUGCAGGGCAAGCUGCAACAUGCGCUGCAGUGUAUCAACCGUGCCAUCGAGAACAACCCUCUGGACCCCAGCCUCUUCCUCUUCCGGGGCAUCAUGUACCGACGGCUCCGGGAGUUUGACUCCGCCGUGGAGGACUUCCUGAAGGCGUUGGACAUGAUGACCGAGCACCAGCAGGACCUGGUGCAGCAGGUGCAGCGCCAACUGCUGUUGGCCUACAACGACUUCGCGGUGCACUGCUACAUGCAGGGCGCCUACCAGGAGGGGGUGCUGCUGCUCAGCAAGGCGCUCAAGGGCGAGCAGCGGGAGAAAGGCCUCUACAUCAACCGCGGUGAUUGCUUCUUCCAACUGGGCAACCUGACCUUCGCUGAGGCGGACUACCAGCAGGCGCUGGCGCUGAGUCCGAAGGACGAGGGCGCCCACCUGCGCAUGGGCCUGCUGCAGGAGAAGUUGGGCUUCUGCGAGCAGAGGAGCAGGCAGUUCCAGAAGGCAGAGAACCGCUUCUCAAUGGCCAUCCAGCACAAUCCCCAGAAGCCCCAGUACUACCUGUACCGCGCCAGGAGCCGGCAGCUCAUGCAGAACAUUUUUGGGGCCCGCCAGGAUGUUGCCACUGUCCUGCUCCUUGACCCCAAACAACCGAAGCUGCUGCCACUGAUGACCACCCUCUUCCCCGGCAUGUCAGUGGAGGAGGUGCUUAACAGCCAGGUGGCCCACCUGGCCAGGCUGCAGCUGGAGCGGGUGGUGGAGCACAGCCUGCAGGCCGGCACCCCUCAGGAUAUCGUGGGGCAGCUCAAGGAGCGGGAACUAGAGCGCCAGAGGGCCCGGGCCCUGCAGCUUUCAUGGAAGCUGGAGCAGCCUUUGUUCGAGACCUCCAAAGAGCUAGAGGCCACUCGCCAGUCCCUGCAGGCAAAGCCAGAAGGCCCAGAAGAAGAGGCCAAGUCCCCUGGGGAGAAGGAGGAGAAGCUGGUGCCGGGUCCCAGCAAGGAGAGGUCCCUGACCGACAGCUACAUCAGCCAGACCUCUUCAGGCUCCAUCUUGGGCUUCAGGACCACGUCCACCUCAGAGACGGAGAUGUCCACUGUCUGCCAGGAAUACAGGAGCACUUCGACCACUGUUGUGACGUUCUCUGACUCUUCACUGCUAAGGACACAAUCCUCAGACUUGGGGGACAAGAGGGAAGACCUAAGCCUGAGCCACAGCCCCAGAAAAACCAAGUCCACUCCAGGCCACAGCCAGAGGCCCAGCGAGCCCGAGGCCAUCCAGGUCCAGAGCCAGAGGCCCAGCAGGACCGAGGCCGACCAGGUCCAGAGCCAGAGGCCCAGCAGGACCGAGGCCAUCCGGGUCCAGAGCCAGAGGCCCAGCAGGACUGAGGCCAUCCGGGUCCAGAGCCAGAGGCCCAGCAGGACCGAGGCCGACCAGGUCCAGAGCCAGAGGCCCAGCAGGACUGAGGCCAUCCGGGUCCAGAGCCAGAGGCCCAGCAGGACCGAGGCCGACCAGGUCCAGAGCCAGAGGCCCAGCAGGACCGAGGCCGCCCUGAGCCAGAGGCCCAGCAGGACCAAGCCCGCCCAGGUCCAGAGCCGGAGGCCCAGCAAGACCGAGGCCACUCGGAGCCGGAGGCCCAGCGGGACUGAGGCCACCCAGGGCUCAAGGCAGAGGCUCAGAAAGGCCAAGGGUGCCCAUGGCCAGAGCUGGAGACCCAGAAAGGCUGGUGCCACCCAGGACUGGAGCUGGAGACUGAUCCAAAGUCCCAGCAACACGCAGACCACCCAGGGCCUGAGACAGAACCCCAGCCCCGGCAGUUAGGCUGCUCUCUGAAGGGGCCGCUCAGCAAAGCAGUCUCCUCCAGAGCAAUCAGAACCUCAGCCAACAUCCCUCUGGUCCCAUGGCUAAAUUUAUUGUAUUUGUUCUCUUCUUUUACAAAAUUAAAAACUUGAAAAGCCCA